AUCAUUGUUUUGGGAGAGAAGUGCCGGCACUGGUGUUUGUUGUUUUCAGUCAUGGAUAGCAGGGUGUGUGUUGGAUGUAGUAUAUAAAGCAGACGGUUGAGUCAGACCUGUUUAUAGUAACAAGCAGGGAGCAGCACCACACUCUUCACACUUCUACAUCCUCAGGUCACGUUGGAAUGGAUUCCAGACCUGACUGGGUUGAGGACAUUGACCAGCCUGCAAUGGUGGUUCUAGCAUCUAAUCACUUAUCCAAGAUGGCAAGAAGAGCCAAUCAUAUCACAGAGGAGGUGACUAAGAUAAGACAGAGGGUUGACAAGAUGAUCCAGACUUUUGAACGAACACAGGGAGGUCUAAGCCAUGGACAAAGCCCUGAUAUGGAAAUUGUGGAAGAUGUGGAGGAUCUGGAAAAUGUCCUACAUGACCUUGCUCAAAGGAAGAGAUACCAGCAGAAGCUCACCGUCUUUAUUGUGGGAUAUGAGGAGACCUGUGGACAGAGGAGACAUCUUCUAACACAGUUACAAGAGUUUUUUAGUAUAUACUCCAACCUGAAUGAAGAAGGAGACCAGAAACUAGUCCCGUCUACCAUAGAUUUGGAUGGAAUAGCUGAACGGGUGACACAAGCAGUGAGGUCAUCAGAAGCUGCCAUGUCUCGCCUUGCAGACAUUCAUGCAGGGAUCAUGAGCUGUGUGAACCAAACAAUGUCUGCAAGGGCCCAGGAUAAACGGAAGCCUUCAGAUGACAGGGGAAGGAAAAAGCUAGAGAAGGUGCUGGACCAAGCAAGGCAAGACAUUGGACAGCUAACUGAUCAACUACUGCAGGCCGAAAAAGAUCUAACCUUAAAGGACCAACAGUUUAAAGAAUUGAUGACACAGAAUGAAAGACGAUUUCUUGAGAUCGAACAUGUCAAAAGUCAGUUGGAAGUCACAAAGAAAAGCCUGCAAAUCCUGCAGGAUGAAACAGUAAUGCAGCGAAGCCUUCUCGAGGCUGAGCUAAGGAGACGAGAAGGACAAUUAAAGAAUCUUGAAGAUCAAAAAACUGCAAAACAUGAACAGCUGACCGAUGCCAGUACUCAGGUUUCUAAUACUAAUGAUAAAUGAUUUAU
Molecule: messenger RNA, 1102 nt
Organism: Rana temporaria (common frog)
Lineage: Eukaryota; Metazoa; Chordata; Amphibia; Anura; Ranidae
Product: probable DNA double-strand break repair Rad50 ATPase
Exons: 10
Coding region: 177-1097 (306 amino acids)
Source: RefSeq, a predicted model, not a curated record